Messenger RNA from Xiphophorus maculatus (southern platyfish), 4748 nucleotides. RefSeq names its product zinc finger protein 516-like. The transcript is spliced from 6 exons. Bases 530 to 3214 code for a protein of 894 amino acids. The record is from RefSeq and is a predicted model, not a curated record. Gene Ontology annotation, biological process: regulation of DNA-templated transcription. NCBI's taxonomy places the organism in Eukaryota, Metazoa, Chordata, Actinopteri, Cyprinodontiformes, Poeciliidae. Gene Ontology annotation, molecular function: DNA-binding transcription factor activity, RNA polymerase II-specific; RNA polymerase II cis-regulatory region sequence-specific DNA binding. Gene Ontology annotation, cellular component: nucleus.
CCCAACAACAACGGUCUGCCGCUGCCGCCGCGGAGCCUCCUGAGGACGGAACUGCGGUUCAGGUGCACCGCUGUGAUUUAAAUAACAACUCAAGUUUAUGUUAGCGUUGCGAGAGGAGAAGGAGACGAGGGGAGAUUAGCACAGUGCUGAAAGACAGCUCUCUGAUUUUGUCGACAAGUGUUUAUCCGCUGAAGGGAGCUCGCCAUUGUUUUAUCUGUGAUGGGAUUCCUUCAGGAGCAACCUGCCGCCUGACGUUAACUCCCCCGCUGGAGAGGCAGUCCUUUGUUAAUCUCUAAGGUCUGUAAUCUACAUCUGCAUCUGUAUCAGAUAUUUGGCUAUCCGGUCUAACCUUUGCAGUAAAUUACUGGAAACAUACUUUCUUCAGAGGUCGGGAUGGACCUUAAAGCAGAGUCUUUUUUAAGAUUCCAGAUGCCAGCUUUGAGAACUUAAUGACUUUUCUGGGUUAAACGUUGACGAUUCAUCAGAUUAACUACACAGCUGCUAACCCGUGAGAUUUUCACAAAAAGUAAUGGAGACAGAGGAGAAAGAGGAUGUAUCACAAAAACAAGCUUUAAGUACAAAAGAAGUGGAAGAAGAUGCAACAACGUGCCACACAUGUGGAGUGUGUGGUCGUAGUUUUCCUCUGCUCAGCUCUCUCUCUCAGCACAUGAGACGACACACACGGGAGAAGCCGUAUAAGUGUCCCUACUGUGAGCACCGGACAGCGCAGAAAGGCAGCCUGAAGGCUCACAUCCGAAGCCAUAAACUGGGCCUACUCAGCAAAAACUCUGGAGACAAUGAGGUGAAAGAAGAUAAGGAACAGAAAGAUGAGCCUGAUGUUCUUGACCUCCCUGAAGUCAUCAGCACAUCUGACAAAGCUCAUCACAUCAAUGGGAAGGUGAAGAAGAAAGUAACAAAGAAAAAAGUUAAAAGUAAAAAUGGGAUUGAGUUUGGAGACGGGCCUUUCUCCUGCAUCUUUUGCGGCCAAGUUUUCCCUCAGGUAUUGCUCCUUAAAUCCCACAUUAAGCUGCACCACGGUUCCCAUGAUCAUGGAUGCCGCAUUUGUGGACGACGCUUCCGCCAAGCAUGGUUCCUCCAAAGCCACAUGCGCAUUCAUCGGGUCAAAGCACAGCUUCAAGGCAGUAAAAACAAUGAGCUGCCUGCCACAAUCAAUGGGACUCCUCAGGACCCAGCGUCACUGAUAAACGAAGAGUGCCUCUACGAGCUCUGCGCCGGCUGCGGGAACUUCUUCAAAGACCGCACCACAUUGCGGGUUCAUGAAAAGCUGCAUAAUCUGAACCCAAAUCCAAAAAUUGAAGACCUGAUGCCCUCUGAGUUGCAAGUUCAUAAGAAGCACUUUUUGGAACUCCUGAACCUCAAAAGUGCUAACUCUAAAGAACCACCAGAGGAAAAAUUUCAGGGUGGAAGAAUUCAAGAGCUAGACCCAGUUUGUAGUUACCAAGCCUGGCAGUUAGCUACAAGGGGACGGCUAGUGGAGUCCUCUGAAAAAUGUCUGGGCUGGGAGGAGAGACUGGCUGAUGCAGAAGUGGCAUAUGACACAGAGAAAGGAGAAUACGUACCCCUGAAGCAGGAAAAGAAGAGGAAACAAACUGACAGCUCCAACUCUAGUGUCAAGAAGAAGAAGGGUGAUACAGGCUACGAUCACACCCCUAACACUCUGAAUCACGGCAGAAGUGGAGACAAAAAGAUUUUCCAAAAAGACCGUAUCAUUUUGAAUGGACUCGGUCAAGCGUUUUAUGAGGCACUGCAGACAAAGAAGGUCAGAGAACAAUCAUCUAAGCAGAGUAAGAACAUCAGGAGCCAAGAGCAUGGAGAUAAAAAGUCCUACUCCUGUGAGUACUGUGAUUUCCAGACUGAUGACUCCUCACUGCUCAGGUCCCACCUAUACAACCAUCGCCUCGGCCCCUGCAGCAAACAGAGCACCACUACUGGCAACAUCAGUAAAAGUGGUUCUUCGAAAUAUAUGGACUACCUCAGGAGCAGGAGUGUGUUGCUCAGUCAGCCAUAUUGGAAUCAGUACACAUAUCCUCCUGGUCAGAAGUUUGCAGAGGGAAACAUUAAGAUGGAAAACUCAAACGGGAUUGAGAUGAAAGAGGAGGUACACACUGGUGGCGAAAAUUUCAGUCUUCUUAAUCUUUCUUCAUCCUCUGCUGCUGUUGAAAAUUCAAAUUAUCUGGUAAAAACUGAGGGGCUGGUGCAACAUCAGUGUCUAUACUGCUCGCACACUAGCAAUUACCCAGAAGUCCUGUGGAUUCAUCAGCGUGUCACCCACAGGGUGGAUGGCAGCAGCUCUGUAGCACCAAAGUGGGCACCCUGCAUUAGCAUUUUAAAGAGUUUGAAAGCGGGUUCUUCUCAAUGGAGGCGCACAGGACCUCCACCGUUCCUUGAAGGCAAGGACUGCCCAGCUUUACCCACUCCACGAACACAGCGUACACAACCUCCAGGUGUCACAGCCCAAACCAGCAGCAAGGUCUCAUCCUCAAAAAUCCAGUCAAGCAUCCCAAAGCCCAAGCGUCACCCGAAGGACUCACAUUCCUCAGAUGCAACACACUCUCGUGGGAAGGUUGUGUUCCAACCUCAAAGGAAGUCUGGUGAACAUAAACGAGUUGUAGAUAGUGUAAGUAAAGCCUCCAUUGCCCAGGUUACUUCUGUAAACAGUUCUGUGCACACCAAGAGUCUCUCGAACUUCCAAACUUCAAGCAGCCCCAAGCACAGAGGCAACAGAGUUGCUGUGGAGGGUGUCUUCCCCCAGGAGGGUUUGGGGUUUAUGUUAGCAAGAAAUCAAAGUGGGACUUCUUCUAACACAGCAGCAGACAAAACCUACUCCCGAAGGCAAUCAUGGGACUUUUCCUCUGGUCUUAAAGGCCCUGAUCUUUGGGCAGCCAUGAACAUGUGGGGGCUACAUGGUGGGAAAGCCUAUUUAGAGCCACACCUUUUUGCUCAGGGAAAGAGUGACUCAACAGGAGACACCCCUAAGGAGAUGGACCUUUUAAGUCUUUUGAAGAGCUACAGUCCCCAUGAGCUGGCAGCUCUUUAUCAGCACUGGGGAUAUGUCGAUCCAAGACUGGAUCCACAAGCAACACUGCAGUUGAAUGGGAGUUUUGGGAAUGAAGUUCAUUCUUCCACUGAAUCUUCCAAACAGAAGAGCAGCCGCUCCACUCCGUCUUCAGGAUCUCUGCAUAAAGGAACGUGAGGUUCUGCUGCUGAUCUCCGCUGCCACCAUCCUACCUGCUGAAUAUAAACAUAUGUUGUUCUUUGAAGGAAGCAGCUAAAAAUGCAGAGGCAACUGUGAAAAAUGCACAAUUUAUUGGAAGCAAUGAGGUCAAUUCUUUACUUUGCAACAUGAUUAUUUUAUUUGAGGUCUUCCGCAUGUUUUCUUUGCUCGGUAAACCUUUAGAUGAUGAUAGCUGAUGUGCACACAUGGUGAGGUGUUUGGAAACUUUGUAGAGAUAAUGCUAAAGUCCAGAUGGAAAUAAAAUGUGUUGCUUCAGUCGUGUAGCUACAUAGAAGAUGUCUUUAGUUGUAGUGAUACUGUAAAACGGAUCCGUCAAAACAACAGAAAAGGCGUAAUACCAUGUAAGGAUUGAAAAACACUCUUACUGCAAAAAUGUAUUAUUCAUUGUAUAUCACUGUCAUGUUUCAGUUUGUUGUUUCAUCUCCUGUAAAUGUUUUUGUUUUUAAUAUUAUUAUCUUUGCUAAGUUUGUUAUUGUUACCACUUUCAGAAUUACAGAUAAACUAACAUCACUUCAGAUUUGAACCUAAGUCCACCAAUAAACUCUGACAUGAGAGGAGGGAUGUGCAGCUCAAUGUGCCAGUUCAUGAUUCACUUUUAUAUGAGGCAUAGUUGUGGUACUGUAUGGUUUCUAUUUUUAGACCCAAUCUGUUUAGAUUGUACCCAUAAAUUGUUGCCCAUCAUACAGCUAGUCUGUAGCGUCCAAAAAGGUGCCCGCCGUUUUACGUUCAGAUUUAAAUUACAAAUGCAGUAUUUGCCUCUGUGUUUCAGUUAGAUUGAUUCUGUGAACAUCUAGUCGUCUUUCAUACUUUGUAUGUGACGUAGCGACUGAAUGCUGUGAUUUAUUUUUCUAGAAUUAAAAAUGGUAGUGAAAAACAGUUUAUACUGAUGUGACUCCUACAAGCCUCCGCUAGUCAAGCUACUGAAAAAAAAAAAAAAAAGUAUGGUAUGUAUUCAUUUUUAAUAAUUCACUUUACUCUCCUUUUGUGUUCCAUGUGUACUCUGUUUGCUGGUUUCUUCUAGUAUGUUUACAUUUUAGUACAUCUCAUUUAUCUUCUCCCUUACAUAAAAUGUCUAUGCAUUUGACAAAGCCAUAAGCGUAUGAUUGUUGGGAGAUCCAAACUAUUACAAUGAGUGUUAGCAGAAAAUAUAUUCUCCUUGUUGAUAAAUAUUGUAAAUGGACUUUUACUUUAGGGGCUUUUUCUUUUCUAAAAGUGAAAUUUAAGAACCCAUAGAUACUUGAUAUUUGUAGAGAGAAAACAAAAAUUGUGGAGGGCCGCUUUCUGAAACAACAGGAAAUGGUGAGCCACUGUUUUUCAUACAAAUCCAAACAUUUAGCAAACAUCAAGCUUUAAAUUGAGCUCUGAGUGGUUUCAUUUUUGUGACUGUAAACAUGUUUCGUAGGUAAUUAUGUUGGUAUCAGAAGGAAUAUUUUCAACAGCUUCAGUGUUUGUAAAAUUAUUUGAAUAAAGUUGAUUAAUGUUGAUUUAUAUA